AGGAGGCCCCCGGAGGGGGCCGCGCGGGGUCCCAGCCCGCCCGCCGCGCCCGCGCUCGCGCUCGCGGAUGGCGGCGCUCACGGAGGGCGGCUCGGAGGAGCAGGGCAGCGAGGCGGCGGAGGGCGCAGAUGUCACCGCUCACCCAGGCGGGGCCGGCGGCGACGCCGGCAGCCGGAAGUACACGAGGAAGAGGUCAUGCUUUUCCAUGGUGAACAUGAUGGAGCCUGUAGAUGAGGAAGAGAAGCCUGCUGAUUUCGGCACUGGCAGCGUCUUCGACGUCAAGGUGAGGUCGGCGGACGAGUUCCACUUCGAAUUGCCCGUGAAAGUGUACCUUGAGGAGACUCUGGUGGGCAUGCAUGGGGCUCCGAAGGAGAAGCACAGCCUCGAGCCGAACGCCGAGGGAAGGCGGUGGUCCCGGAUGAAGAAGCUGUUUUCCAUGCCGGCCACGCACAUGCUGGUGAAGGCCCUGUUCUGGGUCUGCAUCAGUUGCGUAUUCCCCGAGGAGGAUUACGUGUCCGACGAGGAGAAGGAGGCGCUGCUGGAGCUCCGCCGCAGGAUGGCGGAGAGCUGGGUCAGCCUGUCUCAGGGCCGGGGCCCACGGGCACUCGUGCACGCGUCGGACAGCCUCGACGAGGCGCUGACCCUGUUCCCCGUGGCGCUGUCCCAGGUCGUGUUCCGCCUGCUUAUCGACGCCUUCUCGGACGACAGGGACGCCAUGAUGCGCCACGCGAAGAGGUGGUUCGACAAGGUGUCCGACGUCGUUCACAGGGAGUUCUGGGGCUUCCGUGCGAACCGGGCCUCCGGCCACAUACUGCGUUCGAAGCUGUUCAUCAAGGCGGUGGUCGACCACCCGCACGCGAACCAGCUGGAGUCCAUGAAGAGCGAGCUGCGGCUGGAGAAGUACAGCGCCGCGCGGCAGGAGCCGCUGGCCUUUGGCAGCCAGACCGGCGAGCCGUUGGACGACGUGCAGCUGCUGGAGCUGUUCCGGUGGCGGCAGAGCCAGAUGCCCCCCCACGACUCGACGCAUCGGGCAUGGAGCCCCCAGCCGACAUGGACCGCUCCUCGCUCACCGAGUUCCGCCCCGGGCAGCAGCGCACGGGCUCUGAGACCCCCCUGGCGUCGACGGCGGGCGGCAACGGCAGGGCCGUGGUUCCCUUCCUGCCCGUGGGCGCCGAGGAGCUCAACGCCGAUCGCUACGGCCACCUCGACCGGGAGGCCCAGGAGCUGUUCGUGGAGCAGAGCAAGCGCUUGUACCCGGACACGGGGGACGUGAUGCUCCACACAGACGGGAACAGGACGCACGACGGCUUCAUGGCGCGGUCCGACGAGGGCACGGGCAUUCGCCGCAAGCGCAGUUCUCAGCCCCGGCUCACCGACAUGUCGGAGGGGUCGCGGCGAACAGGCCUCACCGACGACGAGUCGCGGUCCGCAGGCCUCCGCAGGCAGCAGCAGCGGCGGUCUGCCGCCGUGCAGCGCCGGCGGCGCGACGAGAGGCUGCAGGAGCUGCUGCAGGAGGACCUCGCGGGCCACAACGAGAUGACCACCGUGCUCGUCUCCCCCCUCAUCCGUGCCUGGCGCCCAGCGGGGGGCACCUGCAGAAGCCCCACGGCGAGACCCUCCACCUGCGGAGACUGCCGCCCAGGGCCGACGGGCCGCUGCACUGGGACACGAUGGACUGGAACAAGCGGCGCGGCCCGAAGAGGAGCCUGGUGCCAGCCCUGAAGAGGGAGAAGGCCACCGACGACGCGCCCGCGUCGAGCCGGGCCCCCGGCGACGAGCCUCGCCGCCCCUCCGCCCGGCCGCCCGCCGACCAGCCGCCCAGCGCGGCGAGGUCGCCGCUGAGCCUGUCGAGGGCCCCCAGCGGCAGGGAGAAGGAUGGGCUGCUUGCCGGAGCAGGCCGCGG
Prorocentrum cordatum is the source of this 1903-nucleotide messenger RNA. The record is from the annotation of a GenBank genome assembly. NCBI's taxonomy places the organism in Eukaryota, Dinophyceae, Prorocentrales, Prorocentraceae.